CAAUUAGGCUAUUGUAUUAUGUAUGUUGAUGCAAAUUCCAUGUUAGAUUUUAGAUGAUAAUCGAGACGAUCAUUUUCCCCACUGAAAACACGGAAAAAUACUAAAUUGACAAGAAAUUGCUUGGUUUGAAGCAACAUCCAAAUGUGGAGAUAAAACAAUUUGUGAUUUUAAAAAGUUGGAUUAGAUUUCACGUGGAUUGGUUCCAAGAUUGGAGCUCUGGUGAUUCACGAUGCUAUAGUUUCUGAUGUGCUUUUGACGUUGCAAAAGGCUCUACUUUGUGACCGUUCAAUCUCCAUAAGCCAAAAAGCGGCGGGUGAUAGGUCCCACCCUGUUAUGAGCUUCACUGAACGUGUCCCAACGCUAGAGGUCCAAAGCCCUGCUGUGCAGUGCAAUUCUAUCCGUAGGCUUGUAUGGUGGUGCCAAGACGACACAGCAUCAUGAUCAUACUAUACAUGACGACACAGCAUUAUGAUCAUACCAUACAUGCAUUUUGUAUUUUUCUACUUUGAUGCCAAACGUAAUGCCUCUAUUCUUCGGUAUUUCUUUACAAACUUCUAUAAACACUUUCCCGUUUCCUCCUCAGUUCUGUGUUCUUUCUUCUCUUCAUUUCGAUUUGCAUCGUUUGCUCCUUUACAUCCUUUUAAAGUUUGCCUAUAAAAGCCUAAGUCAUUGUUUUCUCUAUACUCCCAACAAAUAGUGUUUCUUCCUUUCUCUGCUUUUCCUUCUCCGUGUAACUUGUUACUGUGAAAUUCCUUCUUUAAAGUUUUCCCUACAAAUUCAUGAAAAUGCUUCUUAGAAGCUCUUCGGCACCUAUCUUGGACUCAUGGCUACCCUACCAUAAAGACUUUUCACUAGUGACACAGCCAUUUCUUCAGCUUCCAAGAACGAGGUCAGUCUCCUUAACUUGUUCGUUUAGGUCUCAUUCACCCAUCGAUGAUGAUGAAUCCGCAAACAAAGCUCUAUGGGAAGCAGACCUCACAACCCCACCAAAGCCUAAACAAAAGAAUAAUCCCAUAUCUCACGGCUGUAGAAAACAACCAGAAAUCAAGGCCAACGAAAAGGAAGAUCAAGAAGUGGAAGAAUCCACUAACAAUGAAGGAAGUGGUAUGGAGACAACAGAGUUUCCAUCAUUACAGACAAUGCUAUGGGGUGGAAGAGUUGGAAACGAUGGAACUGGUGGGGGGUCAGGUAUUGAGGGACGAUUGGAUGGUGGAGAUGAAGGGUGGGGGUUCAAUGAGAGUGAUGGUGUGGACAUGUAUUAUCAUAGCAUGAUUGAAGCAAGGUUCUCGAUAGAGAUUCCUGAAGAUGAUGCAAAACCAGAGAAGUACCAUGGAAGAGCUAUAUUGGGCAGCAGCAAAAGUGACGGAAUUGUUUUAUCACAUUUGGCUGAUCUAAUAUGGACAAUCUACGGUGAUGCAGAACGUGCUGACACUUAUUUCCAACAAGCCAUUAAAAUUUGCAACGAUGAUUGUUAUGUAGCGGCUGCUUAUGCUCGAUUUCUUUGGGAUGAUGAUGACGCUGACAGAUAAUGAUAAUACCACAUCUUCCUUCCUCCAAUUCCAUAUAACUUCGCCGUCUUAUUUGUAAGGUUUGACUUUGACUGAAGAAUCUCACCUCCAACUUUCCUUCCUUCUUGGUAUUUUGACCCGGUCAAACACUAAACAAACUCGCUUAUAAUUCAUAACUCUGAUUUUUCUUCA
Messenger RNA from Ziziphus jujuba (common jujube), 1700 nucleotides. RefSeq lists its product as uncharacterized. The coding region runs from base 780 to 1529 and encodes 249 amino acids. Lineage: Eukaryota; Viridiplantae; Streptophyta; Magnoliopsida; Rosales; Rhamnaceae. The record is from RefSeq and is a predicted model, not a curated record. The transcript has 3 exons.